UCCUUUUCUUUUCUUCUCUCCCUUUUCUUUUCUUCUCUCCCCUUUCACUUUGCAGGUUGCCUAUUUAUAGGCAUUGAUAAAUGGCACCCGUGAUUCAUCUUCACUAUUCACUAUUCACCCGUGAAUAAACUCAUGCACCAAAGUCUACAAACAAAUAGUAAGUGGGCUCCACUACUUUAUACUUUACAACAUUCUUAACUUAAAUUAAAAUAAAGCUUUCGACCAAAAAUAAAUAAUAUGCAAAUUACAAGUGAAUUUUAAGAACGAAAAUGAUAACAAUAAGAAUCAACCUUCUAUAAAGCUUGGAACAUAACAUCAACUCCUCAAACCACCAUGGAAGGAGGAGUUUUCUCUGCUCACAAGCCUACUUAUCUUCUUCUUCUCCUUCAUAUUUUCCUGCUUGCUUUGCUUCCAUUCAAGGCCAUUUCAUCACCAAAAACACAGGCAGAAGCUUUGGUAAGUUGGAAGAACACCUUUGCUCCUGCACCACCUUCUCUCAGUUCAUGGUCCCUCACUAACCCCAACAAUCUUUGCAACUGGACUGCCAUUGUUUGUGACCAGAGCAGCGAACAAGUUUCCCAAAUUGACCUCUCCAACUUCGACAUCUCUGCAACUCUAACCUAUUUCAACUUCACCCCAUUUCUCAAGCUCACCCAAUUCAACCUUAGUGGCAACUAUUUCACAGGGCCAAUUCCAUCUGAGCUUGGUUUUUGUACCAACCUCACCUACUUGGACCUGUCUUCCAAUUCCCUUGAAGGGCCAAUUCCAUCCCCCAUAGGCCAACUCAGAAAGCUUCAGUACCUUGAUCUUAGUUACAAUUCCUUAAAUUCUUCAAUCCCUUCUGAGCUUGGUUUUUGUACCAACCUCACCCACUUGGCCCUGGCUUCCAAUUUCCUUCAAGGGAAAAUUCCACCUUCUAUAGGCCAACUCAGGGAACUUCAGUACCUUUAUCUUCACAUGAAUUCCUUGGAUUCUUCAAUCCCAUCUGAGCUUGGUCUUUGUACCAGCCUCACCUACUUGGACCUGACUUCCAAUCACCUUGAAGGGAAGAUUCCGCCUUCUAUAGGCCAACUCAGAUAUAUCCAGCACCUUGAUCUUAGUAACAAUUCCUUAAACUCUUCAAUCCCUUCUGAGCUUGGUCUUUGUGCCAACCUCACCUACUUGGCCCUGGCUUCCAAUCACCUUGAAGGGAAAAUUCCAUCCUCUAUAGGCCAACUCAGAGAGCUCAAGCACCUUGAUCUUAGUUACAAUUCCUUAAAUUCUUCAAUCCCUUCUGAGCUUGGUCUUUGUACCAACCUCACCUACUUGGCCCUGGCUUCCAAUCACCUUGAAGGGAAAAUUCCACCUUCUAUAGGCCAACUCAGGGAACUUCAGUACCUUGAUCUUCACAUGAUUUCCUUGGAUUCUUCAAUCCCAUCUGAACUUGGUCUUUGUACCAGCCUCACCUACUUGGACCUGACUUCCAAUCACCUUGAAGGGAAGAUUCCGCCUUCUAUAGGCCAACUCAGAUAUAUCCAGCACCUUGAUCUUAGUAACAAUUCCUUAAACUCUUCAAUCCCUUCUGAGCUUGGUUUUUGUUUCGGCCUCACCUACUUGGAUCUUUCGAGAAACCAGCUCUCUGGGUCAAUUCCUCUAACACUAGGCAACCUUGCACAUAUUCAGAGCUUAGAUCUUUCAAACAACAAUCUCAAUGGCUCAUUCCCGACAGAGAUUGCCUUCCCACUCCUGGGGAAUUUUUAUUUGUCUCAUAAUAAUUUCACAUACAAUACUUUUGUUGGAAAAUCUGACUUGUGUAGAGAUGCUAGGGGCCUAUCUAGAGGGUGCAAUUCCAAAAAAAAUAACAAGAAAGUUAUAAUUGGUGUCCUUGUACCUGUUUGUGGUUUAUCAGUGGUUGCAACUACAAUUGCUCUGAUUCUUAUGUUCCAUAAGAAAACCAGGCGUGUUCUUAAGAAAAUCCACAGUGCUCAAAACUUUGAGAAUUUUGAGUCAAUGAUAUUGCAAGAAGAAGUAAAAUUUACGUUUGGGGAAGUUGUAAAGGCCAUAGACGAUUUUCAUGAGAAGUACUGCAUUGGAAGAGGAGGAUUUGGAAGAGUAUACAAGGCAGAGUUGCUAUCAGGUCAAGUUGUGGCAGUUAAGAGGCUUAACAUGUCAGACUCUAACGACAUUCCAGCAAUCAAUCUCCAAAGUUUCGAGAAUGAAAUAAGAACUUUAACAAAUCUCCGACAUAGGAACAUCAUUCAGCUAUAUGGGUUCUGUUCAAGGAGGGGAUGCAUCUUCUUGCUCUAUGAAUAUUUAGAGAGAGGCAGCCUGGGAAAGGCAUUGUAUGGGGUUGAAGGGGUAACUGAACUUGGAUGGGCUACAAGGGUCAAAGUUGUGAAAGGAUUAGCUCAUGCACUUUCUUACUUGCACCAUGACUGCUCUCCACCAAUUGUGCACCGUGAUGUAACUGUCAACAAUGUAUUGCUGGAGUCAGAUUUCGAAGCCCGACUUUCCGAUUUUGGAACAGCAAGACUGAUUAGUGCCAAUUCAUCCAACUGGACCCAUAUUGUUGGCUCAUUUGGCUACAUGGCGCCAGAGCUUGCAUUGACAAUGCGAGUCACGGAUAAGUGUGAUGUGUAUAGCUUUGGAGUGGUGGCGCUGGAAGUUAUGAUGGGAAGGCACCCGGGGGAUCUGCUAGAAUCCCAGCUAUCAAAAUCAUCACAAUCAAUGAAGGAGGACAAUGCAGAGUUGUUUUUGAAGGAUUUGUUAGACCAAAGGCUGGAGGCUCCAAGCAAUGAAUUAGCAAGGGCAGUGGUGCUUGUGAUGAGUUUAGCCUUGGCUUGUAUAUGUACACGUCCCGGGUCUCGACCUACAAUGCUUUAUGUAGCACAAAAACUAUCAGCUCGUAGUCUGCCUUCCCUUCCUGAACCAUUUGGCAUGCUAACCAUCAACAAGCUGAUGGGGAUAUAAAAAAUAAAACUAGUUGGAAAGUUUUCUGUGUGUAAGAGAAAUUCUUAUACUAUGUAUGUUAACAUUAACAUCUGCACCAUCCAUUCUAAAAAAAUAAAAAUCUGCACCAUCCUAAUUACUCAUAUCUAAUCUUUUGAUUAUAUGUGUGACUCAUUUACUAGCAAUCCUUCUUUUUUCUUUUUUUUUUUCUUUUUUUGGUGGUCAAUUUAUUACUAGUAUGUAUAUGGGUGAGUUAUAUUAUACUUUAAUAUUUUUUAAUAUUUUUAAUUAUUAAUAAUUUCUAUGAAAACAAAUUUUAUUAAUUUAAAAUAUGAGUAGAUUUUUUUUCCUCAUUUUCUUAACCAGACUUUUAAUAGUUAUCUAAAUAUCUUGCUCAAUUUUCUUCAAAAAAAUAUCUUUGGUUAAUUUGGUAAUUUGGGAUAUGAGAUUUGGACUUAGGCCCAAUAAACAACGGGUGUUCCAAUAGCCCACUAGCCCAGAGAAGAUGCUCGCCAA
Prunus persica (peach) is the source of this 3444-nucleotide messenger RNA. Its product is annotated as MDIS1-interacting receptor like kinase 2. The transcript is spliced from 2 exons. Bases 334 to 2949 code for a protein of 871 amino acids. NCBI's taxonomy places the organism in Eukaryota, Viridiplantae, Streptophyta, Magnoliopsida, Rosales, Rosaceae. Gene Ontology annotation, biological process: protein phosphorylation. Gene Ontology annotation, molecular function: protein binding; ATP binding; protein kinase activity. The record is from RefSeq and is a predicted model, not a curated record.